Molecule: messenger RNA, 303 nt
Organism: Cadophora gregata
Lineage: Eukaryota; Fungi; Ascomycota; Leotiomycetes; Helotiales; Ploettnerulaceae
Exons: 1
Coding region: 1-303 (100 amino acids)
Biological process (GO): secondary metabolite biosynthetic process
Molecular function (GO): FAD binding; monooxygenase activity
Source: RefSeq, a predicted model, not a curated record
AUGGCACCCUCUUUCCACGUCUUGAUUGUGGGUGGUGGACUCGGCGGCCUUACUGCAUCGGUUGCCCUGGGACAAAAGGGUCACAGAGUAACAGUCCUUGAAUCGACUGCCAAGUUACAGACAAUUGGUGGCGGAAUUGGCAUUCCCCCAAACUCAAUGCGAGUCUGGGACUAUCUUGGUCUGAUGGAUAGGCUCAAAGCUGCAGCCGAGAUUCAGGGCCGACGACGGUUGUAUUUCAGACGGUAUACCGGGGACUUGAUAUGUUUGGGUGGCAUGCAGGAGCAAGCUUGGAAGUAUGGGUAA